AAAAAGUGUACAGAGCGAAUGCGGAGCGCUGAGUACAGGCAGUUGUCGCUAACGUUACCAGGAUUCAUGUUGUUAUUUCUGUGAGACCGACAAACACCUCAUCGCGGAAUACUGAAGCUGUUGUUGUCGUUUUUGAAGCGUAUUUAAAGGUGGCCCUCAGCACCUCGAGCACCACAUCUCUGAAGAAAACCAGAUACAAAGUGAAGAGAUUGUGGUUUGUUUUUUUUCCCCUUGCUCUCACCAAGAGCUGUUUUUCUCACAAUCUCUCGUCCCAUCUGUUGGAGCACUUGUGCCAAGGCUGUUUCAUAAGCGGGAAUUCAUCUCUUGUCUGCGUUACUUUGAGUGACACUUUCUCUCAAGAUAAUUGCUGUCUUUUUUUGGAUAGACAGACAGCCAGUUGAAACUCUGCCCUUUUUAAAACCCCUCAAAGAAGGGCUCACAGCCCACAACUCUUUGGUUUUUCACCUUUUUUGCAGGAGAAGCAAUGAAUUUCUCUCCUUAGUUCUUUCAGCUACCAGCAUAACCAUGAUUCACGCGUGUAUACAUAGUAGUCCCACUUAAACUCAAGUUAUUCCUGUUUCCCCUUUUUAACACCUAAAUAAAAGCUGUUCCAGCCCCUUCUUACUCUAGUAUGAGUUAUGACAACCCUAAAUCAAUGCCCAGCAGCAGCACUCGGGGGCGAGUGGCAAGGGGCGACGAGAAAGACAAUGACCAGGAAGCAGAGUCAGAGGUGUUAAACUCUCUGAAGACAAGCAGCGGUCAGCCCAGCGCCAGUGUCGCCACUCAGGAGCAGGGAAGUGGAAAUGAAGGCGGCUCAUCUCCCAGCGUGGGGUCGGGGUCCGGAGGUUCCCGAGACAGGACGGGACCCAAUUCAGAUGAUAUGGAUGGACUCUCCAGCGGGAACGACUCCGGGGAGAGGGAGAGCGAAGGCGGGAUGGAGAGGGACAAUGGGUCACGUGGGCGCCAGUCUGUACGCAGCUCCCACAGCUCGUCAAAUGGCAAGGACUCUGGCAUGAUGCUGGAAACCACAGAGAGCAACAAGAGCUCCAACUCCCAGAGUCUCUCACCUCCCAGCAGCUCGUUGGCCUACAGCCUGCUGUCCACCAGCUCGGAGCAUGACCCCCCCUCCACCUCCGGCUGCAGCAGCAACCAGUCAGCGAGGGUCCAGACCCAGAAGGACCUGAUGAAGGCCAUCAAGGAGCUGAAGCUCCGCCUACCGAGCGAGCGCAAGACCAAGGGUCACGUCAGCACUCUGAACGCACUCAAAUACGCACUCCAGUGUGUCAAACAAGUCCGAGCCAACAAGGAGUAUUAUCAUCAGUGGAGCGUGGAGGAGUGUCACGGCUGCAGUCUGGACUUGUCUGCCUUCACAAUCGAGGAGCUUGACAACAUCACCUCAGAAUACACCCUCAAAAACACUGACACUUUCUCCAUGGCCGUGUCCUUCUUGUCGGGUAAGGUCGUGUACGUGUCACCCCAGGGCUCGUCCCUGCUGCGCUGCAAGCCAGAGUGUCUCCAGGGGGCGAUGUUCUCCGAGCUCUUGGCCCCGCAGGACGUCAGUACCUUCUACAGCAGCACGGCGCCCUGCCGCCUGCCCAACUGGGCCUCCUGCAUCGGGUCUGCUUCUCCUCCGGUGGACUGCACCCAGGAGAAAUCCAUGUUCUGUCGGAUCAGUGCCGACCGGGCGCACGGCGGCGAGAUGCGCUACUACCCCUUUCGCCUCACACCCUACCAGCUGACCAUCAGAGACUCGGACGAUGCUGAGCCUCAGCCCUGCUGCCUGCUCAUCGCAGAGAGGGUCCACUCUGGAUACGAGGCUCCUCGUAUCCCUCCAGACAAGAGGAUCUUCACCACCAGUCACACUCCCAGCUGCCUCUUCCAGGAAGUCGAUGAACGGGCAGUGCCGCUGUUGGGCUACCUGCCUCAGGACUUGGUGGGAACCCCCACCCUGCUCUACAUCCACCCUGAAGACAGACCCCUAAUGGUGGCCAUACAUGAGAAGAUCUUCCAGUUUGCAGGGCAGCCGUUCGAUUAUACACCCCUGAGGAUGUGCGCCCGCAGCGGGGAAUAUCUGACCAUCGACACCAGCUGGUCCUCCUUUGUCAACCCCUGGAGCCGCAAGGUGGCGUUCAUCGUCGGGCGCCACAAAGUCAGAACGAGCCCUCUGAACGAAGACGUGUUCACGACACCGCAGGGCUGCGAGACGCGCGCCACCACGCCCGACGUCGUCCAGCUGAGCGAGCAGAUCCACCGGCUCCUGGUGCAGCCGGUGCACAGCGGCAGCUCUCAGGGCUACAGCUCGCUCGGGUCCAGUGGCUCGCGAGGCUCCCGGCGUUCACACCAACAGCACCUCAGUGCCUCCGCCGCCUCGUCCAGCGACAGCAACGGCCCCGCCAUGGACGAGGCUGGUGCAGCCGUCGCGUUACACAAACCGAUGACGUUCCAGCAGAUCUGCAAAGACGUCCACAUGGUUAAGACUAACGGACAGCAGGUGUUCAUCGAGUCCCGUAACCGCCCACCGCCUAGGAAAAACACCAGCACAGGCGCAGCGGGCAUCAGAGCCAUCAGCAGCGACCCAAUCAGAGGUUUGAUAGCUGACAUGACGAAGCCACCCAAAGCUCUGGUCCCUGCGCCGCUUGUCCCCAAGGAGCCUCCCACUGGCUACUCCUACCAGCAGAUCAACUGUCUGGACAGCAUCAUAAGGUACUUGGACAGCUGUAACAUUCCCAACACAGUUAAAAGAAAGUGCGGCUCCUACACGGCGUCCUCCACGUCUGAUGACGACAAACAGCAGGAGGCCAGCAACAACCAAGGUGGUUCAGUUAACCUCGUAAGUGAACCACCUCCUCUGCCUCCCCUGACCAUGGCCACAAAGGCAGAGAGUGUAGCCUCAGUCACGUCGCAGUGUAGCUUCAGCAGCACCAUCGUGCAUGUGGGAGACAAGAAGCCACCUGAGUCAGACAUCAUCAUGGAGGAGGCUCCCACAACUCCCACUCUCGCCGCUCCUACAACGACACCAACUCCUCCCACAAGCGGCCCGACGCAUCCCGCUAACACAACUCUCACCUUUCCUCCUCUGCCUCCCCCGCCUCCUCCCCCUCAAGCCACUCAGCCAGAGAGGGACAGUCGGAGAAGUGGAAGUGUAGGAGGUGGAGCAGGAGGAGGAGGAAGUGGAGGAGGCCGUAUGGGUCUCACAAAGGAGGUGCUGUCUGCCCACACCCAGCAGGAGGAGCAGGCGUUCCUUGACCGCUUCAAGGACCUUAGCAAGCUGCGCGUUUUCAAUCAGACGGCGUCCUCGGCCCUGCGCUGUCAGGCCCCGGCUGCCAACCCUCUGUCACGAGGAGUGCGCUGUUCUCGGGAUUACCCCGCCGCAGGAAGCAGCACCGGCCACAGACGUGGUCGUGGCGGUAAGAGACUGAAGCACCAGGAGUCAUCUGACCAGCACAGCUCUCUGGGCCUGAACGGGACCCGGCGGGACCCCAGAACCAGCACUGCUCCCAUGCCGCUCAACAUGCCGCUCAACAUGCCCAUCGGACCCCCGACAAACUCCUCCUCCUGGCCAUCUGUCGGCUCCCAGGCCAGCAUCCCCGCAGCCCCUUUUGCUCCUGGUAUGCUUCCAAUCUACCCUGUUUACCCGCCGCUUGCGCAGCCCCUGACCCCCCAGGAUCCGUUACGUUUCCCCCCUAACCAGAUGGUACCUCCCAUGAUGGCCCUCGUUUUACCGAACUACAUGUUCCCCCAGAUGGCAGCGCCCAUCUCUCAGCCAGGCCCCACCCCCGGACACUUCUACAACCCUAACUUCACAUACCCCGCCGCCGCCCCAGUAGCCGCCCCCACUGUCAUCACCAACCCCAUACCCGCUGCGGCCACCUGCGCCCCGUCUCGUAGCAGCACCCCGCAGUCCUACAGCCAGACACCCGCUGACCGCGAGGGUGCAGAGUCCCCCCUCUUCCAGUCCCGAUGCUCCUCACCUCUCAACCUGCUGCAGCUGGAGGAGUCACCGAGCAACCGGUUAGAGGUCGCAACGGCCCUGGCGUCACAGCAAGCCACGCCGUCGGUGCAGGGCGGUGCGGCAGGGGGACAGAGCUCAGGAAAUCAGGGGAGCUCUGAUGAUACCUCCAAGGAGAAUGGUGAAGCUAAUGAGUCCAACAACGACGCCAUGUCCACCUCCAGUGACUUGCUGGAUAUGUUGCUGCAGGAAGACGCCCGCUCAGGCACCGGCUCAGCCGCCUCCGGCUCAGGCUCCUCGGGCACCAGGUCGUCUGGUUCAGGCUCAGGCUCCAACGGCUGCAGCUCCUCCGGCACCAGCGGCACCAGCAGCAGCCAGGGCAGCCACACCAGCAAGUACUUCGGCAGCAUCGACUCCUCAGAGAACGAUCAUUCCCGCAAACAGCCAGCAGGGGGCAGCAGCAGCGCCGGAGGAGACGGAGGCGAGGAGCAGUUCAUCAAGUGCGUCCUGCAGGAUCCCAUCUGGCUGCUGAUGGCCAACACUGACGACAAGGUCAUGAUGACCUACCAGCUGCCUGUCAGAGACAUGGAGACCGUGCUGCGAGAAGACCGUGAGGCUUUGAGGAACAUGCAGAAACACCAGCCACGCUUCACUGAGGAGCAGAAGAGGGAGCUGAGCCAGGUGCACCCCUGGAUCCGCACAGGACGCCUGCCCCGAGCCAUCAACAUCUCUGGCUGUACAGGCUGUAAGUCUCCCCCCUCCGUGCCCACCGCCGCUCCGUUCGACGUGGAGAUCCACGAGAUGGAGCUGUGCAGCGUGCUGAAAGCUCAGGAGGACGGCGCCAUCAAGGGCAACCUGUGCGAGACGGCCAUGGAUGAAGCUCAGCCAGAGGACGAAGACGAGGAGGUGGAGGAGAAAGAAACCGAAACACACGACAGCAACCAAGACAUGGCGGCGGAGGAGCCGAGCGCUACCUCAGAGGACGUUAAAGAAAAGUCUGUCAUGACACACUAAGCAGGCGGCCAAAGAGACAGAACACUAUGAUACACGACGUUUCUGCGCUGAUGUGCAGACGAUUUGCACCUUCCAGGAACUUCCUGUGCCCGACACAUCCUUACACAGGGUGUUGAAGUGGGACAUUAAAAAGGUGCAAACUGAUCAAGACAACUUCCAUUUGGUGUUUGACAGGUCAGACGGGACACUUGGCCCCGGGCACUGUCCAUGAAGUCUGACUUUGAUGACCAGGCAUGUCGUAUACCUGCAUAUUAAAUGCCUUGGAAACCACCGGACAUGCACACAUGUAGAGGGUGAAUUCACUUUCCUCGUACUUGUAGUUCUCGGCCUAUUUAUUUAAAAGUUGUAAGAUAAUCAGAGCGGAGGAAGGUGAAUGUGUUACACAGAUAAGGCGCCUUGACGCAAAGAUGGAUGUGCUUCACUCGGCGCUCUCCCUGCUGUUCAGGGUCGGGCUGGCGAGGAGAAGAAGGGGUUUAUCCGUGACUUUUCUUCUUGUUGAAUGUUUCACAGGUGGUUUGGGAUCCUGCUCCCACUUAGAUCCUGUUUCUCUCAAAGAUUUCACUUUAUUUUAUGUAAAAAAAAAAAUUGCCCCGUUUAAAAAACAAAAGCAACUUUGACUCCAGACAUAUUUUGUAAACAGUGUGUAUAUUUUUAUACUUUCCCCCACUGCAGAUAGAGGCAGGAUGAAUGCCCACCAGAGUGUCGAUGUGAAAACGAAGAUUGAAAAACAAUCAGUUUCUCGCGACACUAAAAGUUGCUUUAAAUGAGGGAUGUACAGGUGACGGUGGGGCAGCGUGGCAAUCACCGGGAGACGAACCUGGACUUUAAGGUUCCUCCUCAGCCGGGCAUUAGUUUGUGCAUUGGUGUGGCAUCCCCACAGUAAAAUGAUUCUCUCACAAACAUCACAGACAGUAUUUCCCAAACUGCCAGCACCUUAAGGAGCCGAGCGAAAGCUCUGAGGUGGAUUUGAAAGAGGUGGACGUAACUCUCUAAAAAGUCAGGGGAGUUCUGAGAGUGUUGACUAUCUUUAUUUCCUCUCUGUCCCUAUUGCUCUUUCUCUUCCUAUUCUGUGGCACUGUUCUGGUCAUGUGAUAUCCUAUGCUUUAUGGCGUCAGUGGUGUCUGCAACAGUUUCUAAAUAUUUUUGUGAAAUUCUUUGUACAAAAAAAGACAAUAAAAUGACUUGAAAAGCCUUUAAAA
This is a messenger RNA of Epinephelus moara (kelp grouper), 6162 nucleotides long. It is a transcript of the gene per1b, whose product is annotated as period circadian clock 1b. The coding region runs from base 632 to 4963 and encodes 1443 amino acids. The transcript has 20 exons. The record is from RefSeq and is a predicted model, not a curated record. Gene Ontology annotation, biological process: negative regulation of transcription by RNA polymerase II; entrainment of circadian clock by photoperiod; circadian regulation of gene expression. Gene Ontology annotation, cellular component: nucleus; cytoplasm. Lineage: Eukaryota; Metazoa; Chordata; Actinopteri; Perciformes; Serranidae. Gene Ontology annotation, molecular function: transcription cis-regulatory region binding; transcription corepressor binding.